AGACCCGCCUUCAGGGUGGUGUCGCCGUUUGGUCCCGCCCCUCGCGUAUUCUACUUCCGCUGGGGGAAAACUUGCUUCCGGUGGUUCUGUGGCCCACUCACUGCCCGGCAGCAUGGCUGAGCGGCAACCCCUGCGGGUCUUGUGUCUGGCGGGCUUCCGGCAGAGCGAGCGGGGCUUCCGAGAGAAAACUGGAGCGCUGAGGAAGGCGCUGCGGGGCCGCGCCGAGCUCGUGUGCCUCAGCGGCCCGCACCCGGUCGCCGAGGUGGCGGGCCCCGAGGGCGUGGAGCCAGACUCCGGUCCAUGCCCUCCUGAGGAGCAGCCUCGAGGCUGGUGGUUUUCUGAAGAGGAGGCAGACGUUUUCUCCGCACUGGAAGAGCCCAGGGUGUGCAGAGGUCUGGAGGAAGCUCUGGAAACGGUGGCACAGGCACUGAACAAGCUGGGGCCUUUUGAUGGACUUCUUGGGUUCAGCCAGGGGGCUGCACUAGCAGCCCUUGUGUGCGCCCUGGGCCAGACGGGCGAUCUGCGCUUCCCUUUGCCCCGAUUUAUCAUCCUUGUGUCUGGUUUCUGUCCCCGGGGCCUUGGCCUCAAGGAACCCAUCCUGCAUAGCACUUUCUCAUUGCCUUCACUUCAUGUUUUCGGGGACACUGAUCGUGUCAUCCCCUCUCAGGAGAGUAUACAGCUGGCUAGCCAGUUCCCCGGAGCCAUCACCCUCACUCACUCUGGUGGCCACUUCAUUCCAGCAACUGCAUGCCAGCGCCAGGCCUACCUUAAAUUCUUAGACCAGUUUGCAGAGUGAAAGCUCAACAAACGCCUCUGCCCUUAACGUUUACCACCCACCCUUGGGGCAGCCUUUGUAGCUUAUGCCCUCCCCAUUAUUUCUCCCACCCUGGGACCUCCACUGUUAUACUAACAUGCUCCUCACCAAGACCACUUAAAGAAAGAACUAUCAGUUCUUAGGACUCUGAAUCCUUCCCUGCACUGGAGAAAGGGAGCAAAGACACUUACUGGAUUUUCAUAUUCAACAGGCCAGAAAGCCCUGGAUGAGAGGAUAACCUGGGAAAAGCAGGGUGGGCACUGCUGUUGACUGCCACACAAUAAAGUGGUGGUUUGGAUUUUAAGCAUCUUUUUUUCUGGCACACAGAAAAACCUAUUUUACAUCGGAAUUUUAGCCAUCCACACAACCUUCCCAGCAGCAUGAAGCAGGGCAGUACUUCCUGUCAUGAGCCCUAGGACAGGCUGGUGCACAUGUACAGUUGUAUGUUUUUGAUGGAAGUCUUAAGUCCCAAACUGAAGGAAACGAGGCAUUGAUGGCUGAAUUGGAAGAAUUUAUAUCUGAGAAAUUGUGGAAGAGAUCCUGAUCCCUCCAUCCUGAUUCCUAAAAAUUGUGUGCUGGUCUUCCCUCAGUCCCUGGCAAUGUUCUCUGCUGUUUCUUCCAUAACUGCUCUAGCCCUUCUGAACUGUGAGCUUGAAGAUAGGGAUGGUGCCAGACCUUGGGUAGAAGCCAGAUAGCACAGAAUAAACUGCCUCUUCCUAAGAUGAACCCAUCUGUAGGGUUUCUGAGAUUGAUGCUAUUCAUUAUUGAUGAUGCUAAUUAUCAUUGAUGCUGUGACUACAGCCAAGACUUAAGUAUCCCAACUGGUAUGCUCUUGGGGAGUGCACUUAAUGAUUGCUCACUCUAACCAUUUUCUUCCCAUUUCCAGUACCCUACCCUUCUUCCUACUGCUUUCUGAUGUCUCCCUUUACAAGAUGGUAGUCAGAUCUUUUUGUAGAAUUUCCGAACAGGUCCUAUCCCUUGGCCAUAGUGUCUCCCAGGGAGUUUAGUAAUUGAACAGGGAUUAGGGUUAGGGGGUACAAUGCAAGUACUCUAUAGUCUAUCCUAACAAUUACACUAACAUCCCUUAAGAUACUCAAAGUUCUAAGUUCCUCACUACAGCCAAAAGCUGUCCAAGAUAAAAAUGAAUUUACCUAGUCAGGUGUGGUGGUACAUUCCUGUAAUUCCCAAUGACUUGGAAGGCUGAGGCCAGAGAAUCCCAAAUCUGAGGCCAGAUUGUCUUAAAAUAAAAAGGUGCUAGGGAUGUUGCUUAGUGGUAAAAUCCCCAGUACCAAAAAACAACAACAAAAAAAACUAACCUGUCCCAGAGACCCAGUUUACUGGAUUUAGAACCUUUACAACAGGAAAUGAGAGAGGUUGGGAGCUUGCCUUUCUGCCUUGCUGUUGUUUUAAAGGGAUGACUCCCUUGGCAAAAGGCAGAGACUCUGAAGCAGACUGAACUACCUGUUGGAAUUGGCCCAUUAUGAUUCCUGGCUUUUCUGUAAAUAAUUGAUGAAUCUGCAGCUAGGAUUUAUACCCUUCUGGCAAUCAUAGGAUGCCCCUUUUAGCUGGGUUCCAAGAGGUGAAAAAUCACGACUUGCAUACCUCAGCUGCUGCUACUUGAGAUUAUCAAGAGGCUUAAAGGAGAGAGGGGAAAAUAUGCUGAGGGAUGAAUUUUAAGCCAGGGUUUAAAGGUAGAAGGGGAGGAGAUAGGUAGGGCAGAGCAACAAGUGGAAUAUGUUACCUUUCAUGUUCUCCAAGAACAAGAGAAUUAGGGGUUCCCUCGGCCCUUUGCACAGAUUCUAUAGAGUCCUUGGGUUAGGAGCUCUGUUAAAACUUGAGAUUCCUGGAACCAACUCUAGACCUACUGUCAGAAACACUGGGACUCUAGAAUCUUCAUCUUGGCAAACUGCCUGGCCAUUCCCCAUGGAGGUAUCAUUUGAAAAACCACUGCUUUAAGGGGGUAGAGUAAAAGUCUCUGGUAAGUAUGUGUAUUAGGGGAAAAAAAAAAAAAAAAGUCCUUAAUGUAGUUCUCAUGGAACUCUGGGGGAAAGGAAGAAACAGA
Molecule: messenger RNA, 2876 nt
Organism: Sciurus carolinensis (gray squirrel)
Lineage: Eukaryota; Metazoa; Chordata; Mammalia; Rodentia; Sciuridae
Gene: Ovca2
Product: OVCA2 serine hydrolase domain containing
Exons: 2
Coding region: 113-796 (227 amino acids)
Biological process (GO): response to retinoic acid
Cellular component (GO): cytoplasm; nucleus
Source: RefSeq, a predicted model, not a curated record